AUGGGCCAGCUCCCUAAUGGAAAUGGCUUCGAAAAGCUGCUGACUGUGGGCCUAUGUUCAGUCCCUCGACCUAAGAGAAACUACCUCCUAAGUACCCUUGAGUCUGUGUUCAAGUCUCUCUCUAAAUUUGAGCUGAGAUUUAUCACAGCGUUGGUCCACCUGGCUGAUCCCAAUUCUGUCUGGCUCAAUCAGACCAUUGCCAAGAUUGUGAUACUCUUCACCCCACAGAUACUGGCCAGGAAACUAAUAGUGAUUCAUGCCCCACCUGCCACUUAUCCUCCCUUAAGAGUCCCCAGUAAUGUCAGUGACUCCUCUGACUUGAAGGCCUUCCAAUCAAAGUGGACCUUGGACUAUGCCUUCCUCAUGAGCUUUGCUGCCAAUCUCUCUGACUACUUCCUCAUGAUCGAGGAUGACGUCCACUGUGCCCAGCACUUUGUCACUUCCAUCCAAGGAGCACUAGAGGCCUGGAAGGACAGACCCUGGGCUGCCCUGGAGUUCUCCUAUCUGGGCUUCAUCAGCAAACUCUGUCGUUCUAGAGACCUCCCCACUCUCGCCCGAUCCCUCCUUCUUUUCUACCGCCAGAUGCCUCCUGACUUGUUCCUCUCCCAUUUCCAAAAGCUGUUGGGGCAGAAGGAACCCAUUCACAUAAGCCCCUCCCUUUUCUACCAUGUUGGGGUCUACUCUUCCUUUGCUGGCUCUUACAAUGACCUAGUGGACCCGUUCCAAGAAAAUUACUACGGCCUUCCUCAUAACCCCCAAGCAUUUGUUCAUACAGACAUGCAGAUUCUUUCAAGGCAUCUCCCCCAGAAUGCCUACAAGAUAACAAAGGAUUACUUCAAGAUACUAGAGCCCAGGCCCGGCAACCAUCUGACUGUGAUUCUGACAGAGCCAGAUGAAGUGAUUCAAGUGCAGAUGCUAACAGGCACAGCCCUGGGGAGGCACUACCGCUUAUAGGAAGGCAACGUAGAAUUGGGGUACCAGCCUUCUGGGGAGCCCAUACAGUGCAGUCGAUACACGAUAAUAGGUUCACUAUAG
Molecule: messenger RNA, 1035 nt
Organism: Dromiciops gliroides (monito del monte)
Lineage: Eukaryota; Metazoa; Chordata; Mammalia; Microbiotheria; Microbiotheriidae
Product: alpha-1,6-mannosyl-glycoprotein 4-beta-N-acetylglucosaminyltransferase-like
Exons: 2
Biological process (GO): protein N-linked glycosylation
Molecular function (GO): acetylglucosaminyltransferase activity
Source: RefSeq, a predicted model, not a curated record